Messenger RNA from Didymodactylos carnosus, 873 nucleotides. NCBI's taxonomy places the organism in Eukaryota, Metazoa, Rotifera, Eurotatoria, Philodinida, Philodinidae. The record is from the annotation of a GenBank genome assembly.
AUGUUUAACACAAAUAUGCAAAAAGAGAAAGGUUGUAGUUUAACUGUGUUAAUAGCUGCUUCUAAAUUUAAAGCAUUAGCGUUUCGAGCAAGAGCGAGAAGAGCAAAAACAAAAUAUCGCAAACAAAUUGAAGAUGAUCGUCGGUGGGGUGGUAGAAAACUAAAAUUAAGUGGCCGAUCCGUGUUACCAAUACCACCAGAGAUAUUUGGUUUAUUUGAAUUGGAGAUUCUUGAUUUAUGUACAGAGUGGACAAGUGGUUUGGAAUAUCGCAUAGAUCAUUUACCAAGAGAAAUUUCAUACUUAUUUCGUCUAAGAAUAUUGAAUUUAGAUACAAAUGCAAUUAGUAAUCUACCGAGUGAAGUGGGUGAAUUAAAAAAUUUGGAAUGUCUUACUGUCACAUGUAAUAAAUUGAAUACUUUACCAAUGACAUUAAAAAAAUUAACUAAAUUAGAAAGUAUUCAUUUGGCUAGUAAUUAUUUUGAAGUAUUUCCAUUAGUUUUAGUUCAAAUAGAAUCGUUAAAAUUUCUAGAUUUAAGUUGUAAUCGAAUCGACGCAGUACCGGUUACAAUAAAUAAACUAAAAUAUUUGAAAACGUUAUUAUUAUUUUCAAAUAAAAUAGAGAUUUUACCUGAUACCAUAUGUGAUUUUAUUUAUUUAACAACCUUAUGGUUAGGUGAUAAUGAAAUAAAACGUUUACCAAAACAAUUUGGACAAUUGAAACGUCUCGAUUGGGAUAUGUAUCCUUUGUCAUCAAAUAUAGCCGGUAAUCCAUUAGUCAGUCCUCCAUUAAAUAUUUGCGUAAAAGGAAUACAGGCAAUUAAAGCAUAUUUUGCCUCAGUAUCAUUCAAAAAAAAUUCACUUAUUAACACAUAA